Molecule: messenger RNA, 1353 nt
Organism: Triticum aestivum (bread wheat)
Lineage: Eukaryota; Viridiplantae; Streptophyta; Magnoliopsida; Poales; Poaceae
Product: YTH domain-containing protein ECT2-like
Exons: 3
Coding region: 429-1013 (194 amino acids)
Biological process (GO): mRNA destabilization
Cellular component (GO): cytoplasm
Molecular function (GO): mRNA binding
Source: RefSeq, a predicted model, not a curated record
ACGGAGGGAGUAGAAGUUUGAUUCCAGUUGACAAAGAGCGCAGGAGAGGGAGGGGUAAUCCUUUGUUAUGCAGCUUUGUUGGUUCACUUGAUUUCCUCAAUGAGCAAAGCCGCGGUCCACGUUCCACCAGGCCUAAGAAGCAACCAGAGGAUAACAGUAAAGAUGAGAAGUCUUCUGCUGGACUUGACCAGGGGUCAUACAACAGGACUGAUUUUGUUACAGAGUACAAAAAUGCUAGAUUUUUUAUCAUAAAAUCAUACAGCGAAGAUAAUGUGCACAAGAGCAUCAAAUAUGGUGUUUGGGCUAGCACCACAAAUGGAAACAAGAAACUAGAUGGGGCUUAUCAUGAAGUGAAGAAGGAAGAACACUGUCCCAUUUUUCUGUUGUUUUCGGUGAACGCUAGCGCACAGUUCUGCGGUGUUGCGGAGAUGACUGGACCGGUGAAUUUUGAGAAGAGUGUGGACUACUGGCAGCAAGAUAAGUGGACUGGCCAGUUCCCUGUUAAUUGGCACAUACUGAAGGAUGUUCCAAAUAAUCUCUUCCGCCAUAUAAUUCUUGAAAACAAUGAGCACAAGCCGGUAACCAACAGCCGGGACACACAAGAGGUGAAACUGGAACAAGGACAGGAGAUGCUGAAAAUCUUCAAGGACCAUGAGGAGGAUGCGUCGAUCCUCGAUGACUUUGACUUUUACGAGGAACGUGAGAAAGCCCUGCUGGAGAAUAAGGCAAGGCUGUAUCAGCAACAGCAGAUAUCCAGCUCCAGUAUCGCUGAGCCCAAGAAGCCGUCGACUGUACCAACUGACCUGGUGGGUCAUAUCGCCAAGAAUUGUAGCUUUCUUGAGCCCAAGAAGCCCUUGACUGUACCCACUGACAUGGUGGGUCAUAUCACGAAGACUUUUGCACAGGCUGUUCGGCUUGGCAAGGCCAAGAGUGUGAGCCCUCUGGGCAAGAAAGGCCCUGCUGGGGAUUUAUCUGUUGCUGCGAAGCCUGUCGAGGUCAGAGAGAGCGGCUAGAGCAGUUGAAGUGAGAUUUGGCUUUGCUUGAAAUUUAAUCCAUGUGCUUCCUCAUCAGAAUGCUGGGGUGUAUAAAGAAAAACACAGGUGAAGAUGAUGGCCUCGGUAGUUUCUUGCAUAGUCUCUUUUGUCUUAAUUUCCUUUGCGUAAUUAUAUAUUCGAGUACGGUUAUUCCUUAGCUGGUAGGCUUAAGGUAGAGAGCUGCAGUUUUGUUAAAUUUUCCUUUUCUUGUUACUUAUUGAUGGUGCAAUUCUGGACAAGAUACAUCUACUUGUGCACCAGUGUAUAUGUAAUAAGCAAUACAAUGGGAAUCCUAUAGGGCCAACUCUUUCUCCAUGGU